GGAGGAGGAGGAGAGAGAGAAAGAGGAGGAAGAGGAAGAGGAGGAGGAGGAAGGAAGAUGCAAGAGAGAGGUCACAUCACUAUAUAAAGAAGAGGAGGAAGACUACAUGAAAAUUGAAGAAGAGGAGGAGGAAAGAAGAAGAAAGAGGAUGAGAGAGGAGGAGGAGGAAGAGGAAGAGGAGAAGAAAGAACAGAAGACCCUGGAGAAGAUGAAGAAGAAGAGGAAGAAGCAAAUGAAGGAGAAGAGGAGGCAGAAGAAACUGGAAAAGAAGGCAAAGAAGAAGAGGAAGGAGAAAGAGAGGAAGAGGGUCAAGAGGAGGAGGAAGAGCAGUGAUAGUUCAGUACAAAUGGAGGAGGAGGAGGAGGAGGAGAGAAGACUUACAAGAGAUAAGAGGAAGAGGAAAUAAGAAUGGACUGCAAUAAGUGGCAGAGAGGAGGAGGAGGAGGACGAUAAACGCAUCACCUCGAGGAAGAAGAAGGAGGAGGAGGAGGAGGAAGAGGAAGAGGAACAAGAAGAGGGUAGAAGAUUCAGCAGACACUCGGAUAAUGGUGAAAGCCCCUCUUAUACUCCACCAAGAAGACUGCAAGAACAGGAGAAGGAAGAGGAGGAAGAGGAAGAAGAGGAGGAGGAAGAGGAGCCACUUUCCCCAUUGGCUCGGUUGGGGUCGAUAGCAAGGAGUCACCAAGGGAGUCAUCGCCAAAACGGGGCAGAACCGGGGCAUUCCGGGUCACCUCAGGGUCAGAGAGGAGCUACCCGGCCAGCGACACGUCUGGGUACUAUGACCUGACCCCGGACUCCUCCAGCGGGGCAUCCGGGGCAAAGACAUUCAAUUUAGAGGAUAUUCCGUACCCUACCAGAGAGAGUGAGAGGCACAGCCCCUCCAACAUGUCCCUCUCCUCCUCCUCCUCUGCCCCACCCACCCCGCCCCGCCCCCCCACCCCAGACACCCUGGAUGCCAUCCCCAUUCCCCCACCCACCCUGGACCUCACCAACAUCCCCAAGCCGCCCGUCACCUUCACCAUCACCCCGCCAUCCCCCAUCCCCAGGCCCAAGAAGGACCCCCUGCCAAGACCCAAGCCCCCGGUCCCCCUUCCUCCCAUGGCAGCUGCCCCACUGCCCCCCUUAUCCGUCCCCUUGCCCUGCCCCACGCCUGCCCACAGGGAGGAGUCCCUACCAGCCUCGCCGCCCCGGGAGGUGCCCCCCAUCGGAGGGGCGCCGGUGUCCCCCGGGGGACAUGACAGCGACGACGACGAGCCCCCCGUCCUGCAUCCCCCGGCCCCCGAGCCCCGCCCCACCCACCACCAGCCACACCACCAUAUAGCCUUGGCUUCCUGCGGCCUUCACCCUGCUCAUGACACAUCAAUCCACGCCGGCCGGGACCUUACGCCUUCGAUGUAUUACUCCCGCAGCCCAGCCCGCCCCUACCACCACAGCCCGCACACCCUAGAGCGCCCCCCACAUGCUGGCCUCUUCCCUGCUUCACGGCCAGGCCAGAUGGCUACUCAGUGCGUGGCGGCCUCAGGGCGUGGCAGCCGCCACACCCCCGAGGGCUCCUCGCCCCCAGACCACUGCCACGGCCCACACACCCCAGAGCGCCCCCCACAUGCUGGCGGCUUCCCUGCUUCACCGCCAGGCCAGAUGGCUACUCAGGGUGUGGCGGCUGCCACACCCCCGAGGGCUCCCCGCCCCCAGACCACUGCCAGUACCACAGCCCCGUGGUGCAGUACCACAGCAGCAUCAGUCCUCCCUUCUCCCGCAGCCCCCCGUGGAGCCCCGAUGGGGGGCGCCGCGCCAGCCCCACAGGGUGGCGCAGUCCAUGCUACCAGCACCACCACCACCACCACUACACUGCCCCACCCCGCGACCGCUGGAGCCCCCAGCGCUCCCCACGCCGUGUUACCGUGUUACCCGCUCUCUGUUACCCUCUCCCCGGGGCGCCGCUCAUCACCCCCAGACCGCCGUGCCUCCCCGGAGCGGGGCCGCUCACCACCCAGCCGCUCCCCACGCUACUCCCCGCGCCAUUCCCAUUCCCGGGGGCUGAGGUCCCCCUGCCGCUCCCCCUCCCCACUGGGUGAGGUGUACCCCUACGAGCGGCGGGGCUGGGGCUGCGCAGCCAGGGAGUGGGAGGCUCUCACCACCACCAUCACAGCCCCAAGGCAGAGCAGAGAAAUAGGGAGGGCAAGGGCUAUGGGUACUCUCCCCUGCGGCAGUAUUUGAUGACGACCUCCGGAUCAUGAGCGAGGCAGAGAUGUUCUCCACUGGGUUCCACAAGGGGGAGGAACAGCGAGUCUCUCCCCCCAGCCCGCUCCCCCUCCCCCAACACCCUGGAUGCCAAGUCUUUGGGUACUCUCCCAGCCGUGUCACAGCUGAUGAUGAUGAUGCCACCCCCACCCCCAGCCUGAGCCACCCUCCACCCACCCCAGCCCUCACCAAGCCUCCUCCAGUAACCACCACCACCACCACCACCAGCGACGUAACACCCCACCCCACCCCUCCCCAGACCACAGGCAAGGUGACAGGCAAGGCAUGUGAGAUCCCAGACUGUUGGAUGUGACGCCACAAGACACAGGGCUUCGUAACACCAGUGCACGGUGAUCAAGACAACACUGGACCAGAAAGACGCAAAGUACAGGGAACAACACAGUGCUUCUUCAUUUUAGGUGAGCCAGAAUGAGCUUGUUAAACUGAGCGGCCUCUUCAAGUACCACUGGAACUGUUCGUCAGAGGAGGAGGAGGAGGUAAGGGAGUGCGCCAAGACCCUUUACAGCGGUGCAAAGGAGUGGAGGGAGAUGAGGAGAAAUUUGAAAGAGAACAGAAGUAGAAUGACAUCAGAUAGCAGGAGUCCUUAGGAUUUAGCACAAUAAGAUCAAUAAUUCUCUUACAUGAGUGACCUAAAGUAAGGCAGUUUAGUCUGGCCUAACUUAACUGAGCUACCUAUUUCUGUUAUGAGCUAAGAUAGGCUAUGUUAGGUUAUAUUAAAUUAUAUAAUUAUUAUUUUUUUUCAUCAUUAUUAUUAAAGAAAGGAAAUAGAACCGAGAAAAUAAAGUUAAAAAUUAUUGUUA
Molecule: messenger RNA, 3062 nt
Organism: Scylla paramamosain (green mud crab)
Lineage: Eukaryota; Metazoa; Arthropoda; Malacostraca; Decapoda; Portunidae
Exons: 7
Coding region: 886-2217 (443 amino acids)
Source: RefSeq, a predicted model, not a curated record